AUGCUUUAAACUUAACCUCUCAAAUGGGCCUAGAUUAGUAAUUUAGUAUAAAAUUUAAGCUAGAUACUCCAUGUUGGAUUUUCAAUGACCAUAAAUUAAUACCUGGAAUAAUUCUUUAAGUUUCUCCAUUUUUAAUUAGCACUUCUGAGGGUAAUUUUGCUGAUUCCAAAUAUGUAUAUUAAAGAAGUUAAGAUGAUUUAUAAGAAAUUGAAGAUUUAUUGGAUUUAUCAAUUUUAAAUGAAGCUGAAGUUCUAAAUGUUUUACAUCUAAGAUUUUAACAAAAAAAAUUUCAAAUUUUUUGUGGAUCAUCUUUUAUCAGCAUUAAUCCUGUUCAUAAAGAAAUCAUUAAAUCUUAACAAUUGUAAUAAAUUUCAUUAAAUGUUUACCAUUAAAUGAUUGAAAUUCCUUAAUCAAUUAUAAUGACUGGAGAAUCAGGAUCUGGUAAAUCUGAAAUAAGUAAAUAAAUUUAAUUAUAACUUUCUAAAUUUGGUAAUAUUCACUCUAAAUUAAUGGCUUCUAAUUAAAUUAUAGAAGCUUUUGGAAAUGCAAAAACUAUGAGAAAUUCAAAUUCAUCUCGUUAUGGAAGAAUAACAAAAAUGUUUUUUGAUAAAGAUUAAAAGUUAUGUAGUAUUCAAUUAUCUAUAGUUUCACUUGAAAAAUCACGUAUUUAUAAUAUUCCUUAAGGAGAAAGUAAUUUUAAUAUUUUUUAUUAAUUCUUGAAUUAUGGAUAAUUUUCUUUAUUUAAUAUCAAUACAAAUUAGCAAUAAAUUUUGAUUCCUAAUCAUUUGAAUUCCAAAUCAUCCUAGUAAUAAUCUUAAAAGGAAACAUCAUAAUUUUAGGAUACAAUUGAUGCUCUCAAAUUAUUUAAUAUAAAUAUUGAUGUUAUUUUAGGAAUAUUAGCUUCUAUUAUUAAAUUAGGUAAUAUUUAAUUUGAUGAUCAUGAUACCAAUUGUACAAUUAAUGAUCAAAAAUCAAUUCAACAGAUUAGUUAAUUACUUGGAAUUUCAGAUAAAGAAUUAAUAAGAUGUUUAUGUUACAAAUAGAGAUAAUUAUUGAAAAAUGAAGUUGUAGAUACUCCAUUAAGUAGAAUAGAAUGUGUAAAUCAAUAAUAAAAUAUCAUAAAAUAAUUAUAUGAAAGAUUAUUUGAAUUUCUAAUUGAUGCAAUUAAUUGUUAGAUGACAACAUAAUCAAAUAAGUAUUAAAUAAACAUUGUUGAUUUUUUUGGAUUUGAAUAAAAUGCAUUCAAUAGCUUUGAGUAAUUGCUAAUUAAUUAUUCUUAUGAAAAAAUAUAAUAAUUCUAUUUAUUUGAGACUUUUCAAAGUGAUUCUAAAUUAUUCCAAUUAGAAGGUUUAACUAAUAAUUAAGUUCCAAUCAAUUAUACUAAUAAUUUUUAGAUUUUAGAAUGUUUAGAAAGACCUCCUUUAGGAAUAUUAAAUAUAUUAGAUGAUAGUUGUACAGUAGCUGGUACUGAUGAAACCUUUUUAACUAAAGUUAAGAAUGCUUUUGUUAAUAAUUAAAUUAUAACAUAUCCAAAAUCUUAAGCUUAACCUAUAUUUAAAGUUCGACAUUCUCCAAGAGAAGUUGAAUAUAAUGUAAUUGGUUUUAGAAUAAAAAACAAAGAUGAAGUUAAUAAACAGUUUUAAAUUUUACUUUAAAAAUCUAAAAAUUAAUAUAUAUCGACAAUCUACUAAUAAAUGAUUACUUAAAAGUAUUUAGGAACGGUAGCAAGAACAGAUUUAUAAAAUUUAAUUAGUUCUAUGAAAGAUUUUAAUAAUUAUUUUAUAAGAUGUAUUAAACCAAAUGAUUAAAUGAUAAAAGACUAAUUUAAUCAAUAAUUUGUAUUAAAUUAAAUAAGAGAUUCUUGUGUAAUUGAAAGUUUAUAAAUGAGGAAAGAAGGAUAUGCAUACAGAAGAACUUAUUAAUAAUGUUAUUUUGAAUACUUUUCUACAAUUUAACAGAAAAAAGUUGAUUAUAAAGCAAUAGUCAUAAAUUAUAUUAAGAAAAACUUUGCAUUUGCAGAUGACUAAGUAUUAUUUGGAAAUAGAAUGGUAUUCUUUAGAUAUUAAACAUAUCGAAUAAUUUAGUAAGAAUUAAAGAAGUAGAAUAAUUUGAAGCAUUAAGCUGCAUCAAAAUUAUAGAAUGCAUGGAUAUGUUAUAAAAACAAAAUGAUUUUUAGGGAAUUUUAGUGUAGAGUAAUAUACAUUCAAGCUCAUAUAAGAGGAUAUUUAGAAAGAUAAAGAUAUGUAAGAUUAGUGUAGUCAAUAGUUUUUAUAUAGUUUAAAAUUAGAGAGUUUUUAAAGAGAAUUAAUUAUAAAAGAUAUUUACAAUCAUCAAAAGUGGUUUAAAAAUAUUUUAGAAGAAUAUGUGCAAUUAAAUAAAUGAUUGUGGAAGAAUAAUGUGCAGUUAAAAUAUAGAGAUUUAUAAGAUAAAAGUAAUUGCAUUAAGAAUAGGAAAUAGAAAGUGAUAUAAAAAAAUUAUUAAAUAAAGUAACUGAUUAAGCAUGGAAAGUUAUUGUUUAUAGAGCUGCAACAAGAAUUUAGAAAAUAUGGAAAGGUUAUAUUACUCGUUAAAUAAAUGAAGAUAAUAUAUAAUCAAUUAAAUUAGCUGGAUUUUUAGUUACAGCUAAUCAGGCUGCAACUACAAUCUAAAAAUAUGUACGUAGAAAUUAAUAAAAAAGAUAUUAUUAAUCAUUAAGAGCAGCUACUACCUAUAUAUAGGGAUGGAUUAGAAGUAAAUGGUUGACCAAUUUAUUUUAGAGAAUUAGAUUUGCUACUAUAAUAAUUUAACGUGGAGUGAGAAAGUAUUUCAACUAAUAUAGAAAAUAAAGAAAAUAUGAAGAUUAAGUUUUAAAACCUUUGGAAAAUGAAUUAAAUAGAAUUAGAGAAUAAGAAUUCAUGAAUUUGCAUGAUAGUUAUAUUGAAUCUAUAUUAGAGAAUGAAUAAGAAAAUAUUCCUGGCAAAAAAAUUGAUUUAUUUAGUUAAGUUAUAGACUUAGAAAUUUUAACAGAUGUAAGUGAAAUCUACGAUACAUUAUGGACAUCAUUAUAUAAGAGAUGUUUUAAAGAAUGUUAUGAAAAACAGAAUUAUAUUUCUACUUAUUCUAUAGGAGAAUGUCAUGCAUAUGUAGGUACAUUAUAAAAUAAAAUUUAUUCAUGGGGAUUGAAUGAUUAAUUAUAGUAAGGAUUACUUAAAUAAAAUGUUAAUAAAAUUAAUUAGAUAUAAUUUCAAUUUAAAGUUAAAUCAAUUAAAUCAGGUGCUAAUCAUGGAUUAAUUUUAAGUUAAGAUAAUGUUUUAUAUUCGACAGAUGAAAAAUAAUGUAUAUUAAAAGAUGUUAAAUUAUUUUCUGUUUAUAAUGAUGAAAAUAUAGCUGUUGAUGAAAAUAAUUUAAUAUAUAUAUGGAAAAAGAAACAAAAAAAACCUUUAGAAUUGAAAUCUUGGACAACAUUUAUUAGAAUGAGUUAAAUAUAAUAGAAGUUGCAAGUGCAUCAAAUUUCACAUGGUUUAUAAUUUUUUAUAGUAUUAUCUACAAAUGGUUUGAUGUUUUCAAUGGGUGAAAAUACAGUUGGAGAAUUAGGAAUAAAUAGAGGUCAUUCAAGAAAUGAAUUAACUUUAAUAGAAUUAUAGGAUAAAAUAGCAGAAGUUCAUUGUGGAAUGAAACAUACAAUAGCCAAAUCUACAUUAGGCAAAGUAUAUACAUGGGGUUGGGGUUAAAUGGGACAGUUAGGACAUGGAAAUCUUAAGGAUGAAUCUUAUCCUAAAAUUGUACCUUUUGAAUCAAAAGUUCUUUAAGUUAUGGCUGGUCAUAAACAAUCAAUAGUAAUUUUAGAUACAAAAAAGAUUUAUUGGUGGGGUACCAAUUCUUGUUUGUAAUAUUAAUAAAGACCUGUUGAAUAUAUGACUAAUUAUCCAGCUGUUAGAGUAUUAUGUAGUUGGAGUAGAACUUUAAGCAUUGUUUAUAUUACAUUUGCCAAGACCUAUAAAUGUAUUGAUAAUAACAUAAAAUUGAAAAAUAAAAUUAUUAAUUAAAUGGUUAGCAAAUGGAGUGAAAAUGAUAUUUAUUCUUUAGAUCCUCCUUAUUGCGAUAAUUUAGCUAAUUAUUUCAAUUAAAUGAAAAAACCUUAAUAAAAAUUAAAUAUAAAAUUUGCAUCAAAAAUUGAACAUUAACAAUUAGUUAAAUAAUUAUAAUAGUCUCCUUUUAAUUUAUUAGAUGAUGUAAAAGAUACAAGUUGUUUUUUUAGUUUCAAAAAUGAAUCUAACAUUUAAUUACAAAAAUAAUUAUUGGAACAUUCUGAAAAUACAGAUAUUAUUAAUAAUAAGUCUUAUCAUAUUGAUAAUUCAAAUAAGUAUAAUUUUAUUAUGAUUUAGAUUAAAAUUGCUAAAGUCUGUAAAAAAAUACCGAAAUGAUCCUUAAUUACAAGAAAUACUAAAAUAAUCUGAAUUAAGUGAAAUAUUAUAAUAUAUUAAUUGA
Molecule: messenger RNA, 4467 nt
Organism: Paramecium sonneborni
Lineage: Eukaryota; Ciliophora; Oligohymenophorea; Peniculida; Parameciidae
Source: the annotation of a GenBank genome assembly